Messenger RNA from Wallemia mellicola CBS 633.66, 1332 nucleotides. RefSeq lists its product as hypothetical. The coding region runs from base 1 to 1332 and encodes 443 amino acids. Gene Ontology annotation, cellular component: eukaryotic translation initiation factor 2B complex; guanyl-nucleotide exchange factor complex. The transcript has 7 exons. Gene Ontology annotation, molecular function: translation initiation factor activity; guanyl-nucleotide exchange factor activity. The record is from RefSeq and is a predicted model, not a curated record. Gene Ontology annotation, biological process: cytoplasmic translational initiation. Lineage: Eukaryota; Fungi; Basidiomycota; Wallemiomycetes; Wallemiales; Wallemiaceae.
AUGAAUUCAAGGCCGUUAUCUUAUCUGGCUAUGGUCAGAAUUGAAGCCACGCCAAAACCACUACUACCAGUAGGAAACGAGCCCGUUAUCAGCUACGCACUUAAGUGGUGCGAAGACUCCGCCGUAAAUGAUAUACUCGUUUUAUCACCUUCCUCCUUCUCAAACUAUCUGUCUCCUUUUUUGCGCUCUUUUAACUCGGAAAAUCUCCCAAAUUCAACCAAAUCGAAGCAAGAAGACUUACAUAUACGCUAUGAAACAGUUGAUGACGACGAUUGCGCUAGCUGGGAAACUGCAGACUGGCUUAGACAUUUCAAGGAUGAGAUUAAAACCGAUUUCGUCGUCCUCCCAUGCGAUAUCCUCCCACCAAAAUCGCUUCCCUUAUCAAAAGUAUUAGAAUCUUACAGGAGAUCAAAGAGCAACACGCUCAUCACUUCCCUUCAUUACGAGAAUAGUAUAGAUUACGGUAGCAGGGAAGGUCCAUCUCGCUGUAUUACGAUAUACGACCAGGAGAGUCAGACACUAAUCAUGCCAGCAAAUGAUGCAAACGAUGCACUCGAUUUACGUUCAAGGUUGCUCUGGGAGUACCCAAAUCUCACGCUCAGCACUAAGUUGCUCGAUGCGCAUGUCUACGUCGUCAGGAGAAACGUCCUCGAUUUGCUCACCGCUAGACCGGAAAUUGCAUCUAUUAGAGAAGACCUUCUGCCCUGGUUGAGUAAAUGGUCAUACCAGAAGGCUCUUUACGAUAAGUGGGGUAAAGCACUCAAAACCCAAUCUGAUCCUUUCGAGGAUGCACUCGCACAUAGCACUAUGCAGACUCUCGAGAACGCCCCUGAUAGAAAACCAAAACACACAGGUGACUACGCAAGUGCUGAUAAUGCCCACUCAGAUGUACCACCAAACCAACGCAUACGCGUUCAAACGCUCAUACAUAAGUCUGGUGAUGGUUUCAUAGCCAGAGCCAACACUCUGGGUGGUUACGCGGAAAUGAACAGAGAGAUCCUGCGCAGUCAUAGACCAGUUCCACAAGCUGGAAAACCACCAGUCGCACCAGGAUCAUUAGUUAGUCAACCAGUGAAGAUUGGAGAGAAGUCGCUCAUUAAGAUGAGUAUAAUUGGACGUAACGUGGAAAUUGGUAAGGGAUGUAAGAUUAUCGGGUGUAUUAUCGCAGACAAUGUUGUUGUCAAAGACGGAGCCAAGUUGGACAAUUGUGUUGUAUGUGCUAGAGCAAAGGUUGGAGAGAGGGCUUCACUCACACUGUGCGAUAUUGGCGGUGACUCUGAUAUCAUAGCCGAUACACAAGCUAAGAAUGAGAAGAUAUCUUUGGAAGAAUAA